Molecule: messenger RNA, 636 nt
Organism: Penicillium roqueforti
Lineage: Eukaryota; Fungi; Ascomycota; Eurotiomycetes; Eurotiales; Aspergillaceae
Product: copper transporter family protein
Exons: 2
Coding region: 1-636 (211 amino acids)
Biological process (GO): intracellular copper ion homeostasis; copper ion transmembrane transport
Cellular component (GO): plasma membrane
Molecular function (GO): copper ion transmembrane transporter activity
Source: RefSeq, a predicted model, not a curated record
AUGGGUAUGAACAUGCCAGCAGUGUUCUCGACCUCCACUGAAAUUACAAUCCUCUUCACUGGCUGGACAACCUCAACCACGACGCAAUAUGUCUUCACAUUGACCUUUCUAUUCCUCCUCGCCAUCUUCAACCGCUCUCUUGGCGCCCUGAAAUUCCAACUUGAGAAAUCAUGGUCCCAGCAUACCUCUCCCCCUCCAACUCUGCUUCUCGCCUCAGUAAAUCCACGAAAAGGCGUCCGAAAAGCAAAGCUCAGUCCUCUUCCGAACUACAUGCGCGUGCACGAGGACGAGGACCCCGAUGAGGAGAAUUUGCCAGUCUCGAACAAUGACAAUGAAACACAAAGCACGUCAAUGGAAUAUCUCAUAAAGGAUAGCCCUCGGAAUAGGUUCUCCCUGAAACGCCUGGUCCCAUCCUGGAAGGCCAGUGGAACCUGGAGUCUGUGGAAAGACGGGACACGUGCAUUGCUUGAGUGUGCUAGGGCUUUGAUUGGAUAUUUCUUGAUGCUAUCCGUGAUGACCUUCAACGUCGGCGUCUUCGUUGCUGUGCUUUUCGGCGUCCUGGUGGGCGAACUGCUUCUUGGAAGAUUCUCUCAGGGAAUCCCUGGCUGGCAGGAAGGGACUUGUCAUGGUGGAUGA